CCUAUUUUCGCCUCGCUCCUCCGUCCUUCACUCCGACGUCACCUCCUCUCUGCUCCGUCCGUCUGCCACCGGCGUUUCCUGAUCAGCUCCUCGUGCCUUGCUGCCUCUUCCCAUGGUGCAGGAUCCUAAACCGCCCUCCUCUCUUCUCCGCUCUCGAUUCGAUUCUUCCAAGGUAUCUGGAGAUGAUAAUCUGAAGCGAGUGAUUGACUUCGAGAUCCAGUGUGCGGUCUUGGACAAGAACUUGCAGGAGGCAAUGCACAAAUACCUCGAGGAAAGAGGCAUAGAGAGUUCACUAUUUGAUAUUUUGCACGAGUACAUGUUAAAUACGUUGGACAAUCUUAUUAUCAGAGAUAUAGGAGAAAUAUUCCAAAUUUAUAAAACCUAAAUUUAGAUUUAUUUGUUGAUAUAUUUGCUUGAAUGAUCUCAAGCGGCUAGCGAGCUGGUUUCUGCCAAAUGUAGUUGAAUCUGAGUGUUGAGCCUGCCGACUCUGAGUGUCGAAUCUGAGUGCUGAGCCGGUUGACUGUUCGAGUCGGGAAGAAGCUGUAGUAUCACCCAAGUUUAUGCUAAGUGCAACUGAGUCGAGAACAGAGUGCUCCCGAAUGGACAAUGAGUCUCCCGAGUGGAUGCUGAGUCGAACCCAAGAUGCUUGAAUCGUAGAGUUGAGCAAUGAAGGUGUCAAGUCGGGAAAGUUUCUUGAUUGUUCAAAAAUUGAGACGUCGAGGUUUGCAUUUAACAGAGUUUCAUUCAAACAGAUUCGCUCCAUCUUCGAUUGUGCUUCGAAGUUCUCUUGAAUCGUCUAUUUCCAGGAUACAGUGGUAGAUUAUAAUCGACACGCAACACUGGUGGAUCAUGGUGAACUGAGAAGGUAUCCGAUUGCUAUCAUGAGUAAUUAUGCUGAACGAGUGCAUAGUAGAGAGGAAGAGAGUGAGAGGGAACACAGGUGGAUGGAGAUUUGGGUCUUUGCUUUGUUCAAUAUCUAACCUCCUAUAAGAGUGCAUCCCGGUUGUGUUAAAUAAUCGAUUAAAAGUCAUUUGUUGUCAUUAUCGACAGUUGUUUCAC
Zingiber officinale is the source of this 1059-nucleotide messenger RNA. RefSeq lists its product as uncharacterized. The record is from RefSeq and is a predicted model, not a curated record. Lineage: Eukaryota; Viridiplantae; Streptophyta; Magnoliopsida; Zingiberales; Zingiberaceae. The transcript is spliced from 2 exons. Gene Ontology annotation, cellular component: mitochondrial matrix. Bases 113 to 385 code for a protein of 90 amino acids.